Molecule: messenger RNA, 4886 nt
Organism: Pelodiscus sinensis (Chinese soft-shelled turtle)
Lineage: Eukaryota; Metazoa; Chordata; Testudines; Trionychidae
Source: RefSeq, a predicted model, not a curated record
CCGUACCCCUCUCUGGAGCAGCAGGAGGAGCAGCUGCGGAUCGGGGAAAGCGGACAGUUCAGCGAAGGGCUGGAAGACAGAGGUUUACUAGAAAGCAGUACAAGGCUAAAACCUCAUGAAGCUCAGAGCUACAGAAAGAAGGCGUUGUGGGUUUCAUGGGUCUCCAUCGUGGUCACGCUGGCUCUUGCAGUGGCUGCAUUCACUGUCUCCAUAAUGAGGUACAGUGCAUCAUCAUUUGGAUUUGCUUUUGAUGCUAUCCUGGACGUUUUGUCAUCAGUGAUAGUUCUGUGGCGUUACAACAAUGCAGCUGCUGUGCAUUCUGCACACAGAGAAUACAUAGCCUGUGUCAUCUUGGGUGUGAUAUUUCUUCUUUCAGCUGUGUGUAUAGUGAUCAAAGCCAUCCAUGACCUUGCUAUGAAGUUACUCCCAGAAGUGGAUGACUUUCUGUUUAGUGUCUCCAUUUUAAGUGGAAUCCUUUGCUCUAUCUUGGCAGUGAUCAAAUUUAUGUUGGGAAAGGUCCUUACAAGCAGAGCACUGAUAACAGAUGGAUUCAACUCUCUUGUAGGUGGAGUGAUGGGAUUUUCCAUCCUGUUAAGUGCAGAAGUUUUUAAGCACAAUGCUUCUGUCUGGUACCUGGACGGCAGUAUAGGAAUUUUAAUGGGACUUACAAUAUUUGCUUAUGGAGUCAAGUUACUUAUUGAUAUGGUCCCACGUGUAAGGCAAACACGUCAUUAUGAAAUGUUUGAAUGAAGAUCUAUCUCCUGUUCUCUGUAUGGACUGGGAAUCUGCAACAUCAUCUGUUUUGGCAAGUGGUGCCACUGAUAUUUCACUGGAUAUGCAGUUUAUUUCCCAUGGUAUAUUUCUUUUAAUGUUUAUUUUAAAUGGGAAAUCUCUGUAUAAGAGGCAAAUAUGUGCACUGCUUACAAACGCAGCAAACAGUGGCAUUUUCCUUUCAAGUAAGCUAUUGAAUCCUGUUAAGUGACAGUAGAAAACAUACAUAAUUUGCAAUUCCAAACCAGCAGCAAUGUUCUGUGUUCUAGAGUGAAAUUGUUUUUAUUGAUAUAAUAGACGUCUGCCGAUAAGAGGUACCAAUUUCAAAGUCUCUUUUAAUGUUGGCUCAAAUUUUUUUCCAAAUUUGUGCUGUAACGUUGAAUUAUGGCCAUUGUCAACUUCUUCAGCUCACAAUUCAUCAAAGUAUGGUACGUAGAUUAUGGAUGCUAACAACAGUCACUUAAAGCACUGAAGUAAACAAGAUUUUUUGUCUCAAGAGGAUGGACCAGCACAAGAAGAAAAAACAGCACAAGACCCACUCAUUUAUAUGCUCAGAGGUUCAUUUCAUAUAAUUUUAUUAAUCCUAAAUUAUCUAAACUGUAAAUCCUCUUAAUUUGAAUUUUGUUUUUAUUUAACCAGUGAUGCACACAGGACAUUGCUUUGCAUGGACCAAACAAGCACAAAAAGUAUUACUGUAAAGACAAAAGCCAAAAUGAAGUGUAAGAAGGACCAGUAUGAGAAAUGCGAUUUUCACUCUUUUAUUGUACCAUACACAGUAUUUGUGACUAUGUGGUUUCUCUCUAGCCUGAUGAAGGUACAGCAGUGACAGCUUUGAACUGUGGUGAAACACAGAGCUAUGUAUUAGAUUUAGAUUAUUCUGUUAAAAAAAAACGUUCACCCUUCACCACACAUUUCUAUGUAUUUCUUAAUAUACUACUUACAAUAUCCAAGAAUCAGGAAGUAUACAAUAAAACUGUUAUCUAUUUUAUACAGUACCUGUAAGAAAUAUUUGACAGCUGUUGCCAGAAUGUAUCGUAGAACCAAGUCUUCCUGUACAGCAGUCCAUUAAACUAGAUUCUCUCGUCAUUGCAAUUUCCUCCACUUCAUAUGUUUUGGGUUGGCUUCACAAUGUGGAGAACUGAGUGAGUGUUAGGCAUUUCAUUUGUCCUCUGCUGGGUGAAAAAAGCAGCUAUGAUAUCAUGGAAGUGAAAUAAUACAUUAAGAAGAGGGGAUCCACAUUCAUUUGGGUUGAGAACAUAUGACAGCCGACCUACAAUCAAAUUGUAAAGGAAUUGAUAACAGAUGGCUUUUUGAUGCUUUAUAUUGAUAGACCUUUUAUUCCCAGUCAAAGCACUUACAAACUGUUGGCCAAAUUCUGAUGUCUUUAGUCAAAUAAAAACAGACAGCUGAUGGUUCCACUCUGUGAUCAUUCCAUGCCCUGGUAAAGCUGAAAAAUACUCUACAAGGUUAUGAUCUGUAUUUCCAUAGUGCUGAGGCACCCAAGCCACGAAUCUGGACUCUCUGGUGCUAAGAGCUGUAUAAACAGAACAAAAAGAUGGUCCCUAUCUCAAGAAGUUUACAGUCUGAGAGACAACAGAUGGAUAAACGGGAAGGCAGAUGGGUGGGGGAGUACAAGGAAACAAUGAGACAGAAUUGGUCAGCACGAUAGGCUGUGGUCUCAAUGCACCAUCAUUCUAAGCACUGUCAAGCUUUAAGGUUCCACUUGGUUUCUUCUGUAUUCUUCCUUUAUGGAUGGUGGGCUGUGGCCUCUUCACCCUCAGAAUAGGGCCAUCUCUACAGAGGCGGUGCCAGCAUUUCUCAGCCUCCUGCAACUGCCCACUUCCAGCAAUCAUCAGCUCCAUUACCUUUUUCCUCCAUGAACUGGAUUUUCAUUCUCUAGCAUCUAAGGCUUUUGUAUUUAAUUUGGGCUAGCUAAAGUUUGUACAGUGCUUUGUAGACAAAGUUUUUUUCAGUGCUAAGUAGUAGUUGUAAUAUCCAUAAUGCCACUGGAUAAUACUAAAGAUCAUUGCAUCCCUUUCAGCAGUACAUACAACACUUUUCACAGGGUGACAAGAGCACAAUUGUUAAAGUAAGCAGCAGGUAAAGUAUAGGACGAACAUUUGCUGUGCAGCCUGACCAUCCCCACCCUUUUAACAAUAUGAUUUACUGAUCAUAGCUGCUGGAGCAAUUUUCCAACAGAAAAUGGCCCUUGUUCAAGGCGAUCCUAGGGAAAGUGCAUGCAUACAAGAGUAUCAGAGAGAAAUAUCAGUGUUCAUACAAAAAAGGGGCUCAGAUCCUAGCUAUAGCCAAUGGCAAGCACAGAUUGGCCACAAGCAAACUCUGCCAUACUGCAGACUGCAAAUAUACCUUAAUAAUGGAUACUCUGGGCAUGAUACUGAUUCUCCAUACUAGGCAGUGGUUGUGCAAUACCCGCCCUCGUAUUAAUUUAGAUGGAAUAGAGGACCCUAGGAAUCAAACAUGUCAACAUAACAGUUACUAACAUCAGACCAUUUUAAACAAGGUUCAUGGUCUGACACAGAGAACCAACCUGUUCAGUACAAUGAAAACACUUUUAAAAAUAUGAAUCAUGACAAGACAAGAAAAAAAAUAAAAAAUGUAAAAGGUAAAGUAUGAAACAAGGCUUUCCCUUUCCAAAUCCCCUGUCAGAUACACCAUCGUAGAGACUGAGAGAUGCUAAAAGCUGUCCUUUUGGGGAAAGGAGAAGUUAGUAGAGGUGCGCUGGAGCUGUCAUUGUUGCUUUUAUUGUUAAAGUGCAAUCCUGUUUCCUAAAAGGCAGCCGGGAUAAAAUAAUGGGCAAGCAAAGAACCACAAAGAUAGAAAACACAGUUUCUGUCUCUGGUGCGGACUUUCACUUGCAACAGCACUGCUGGAAAAAUGCAGGCAUGGUACAUGGUCUUAUCAGAUAGUCUGCAUCCUAGUAAACUUGUGUCAGCAUUGGGCCACUCAAGGCAUAGCAUUUAGCUGCCUCAAGGCUUACAGCAUUGCUGCAAAAUAUGCUAUCUUGGCUGGCAAAGCCAGUCGCUCAUUACACAGAAGAAGAAAGGAGAGGGAUAGGAAAAUGAAUAAGACAAGCAAGGAGGAACCAUUGGGAGUAUGGAGGGAGAGAAAGUCUCACCUGAUGUUGGAGAUGGUGUCGUCUGGGUCCUGCAAACUCUUACUUCUUCAGAAUAUGGUGUCAGCAGUGUAAUACAUUUUACCUGUUGCAGCAACCGUCUCGAGUCAGUAUUUGUUAGUCAGCAAGUCCCUGAUUUUCCACAGCACAAAGAGAGCACGCUGCUCAGCAGAACUGGAGCCUCUAGGACAAAUAUAGUUCAUGCCUAUAUGUAUGAGGGCCUCUAUAGUAUCCAUUUACUGCGCUGUGCCAGUUUAAACCAGUGCAAUUAACACUUGACAUUCAGUAGUAUAUUGAUCGCACCCGCAAAGAUUUUAAUGUAAAACUUAAAAGUUUAUCCAAAUUAGUAAGUUCAGGAAUUCUACAUAAGCAUGAGCAUCUCAAAUAAUGGGCUUAGAAGUCUAAUGCAUUUGGAUGACUGAACUGAGUUGCAAUGGAGAGUGGAUGGGGAUUAGCGUCACCUCUUCAGUCCUGACCCACAGAGAUGAUGACCCUGUCAGAAGCUCAGGGUAAGGUUUUUGCAAGCUACAUGCAGGAAGGUCUUGGUGGAGGUACCUACUUCUGGCUAGAUGAGAUCUUACUGAAAUCAAACCUGUUGGUGAAACCACUGGUGUGAAAUGGAAUGGACCCUACCCCUUCUAUUAUUUUCAGUACAGCAACAAGAUGUGUAUUUCUACUCCAGGUUCCACCUCCCAUACAUCUUUUCUUAUGUGGUUGCACUUCUGCCUAUCUGAAAUCAUAUCCUAUUGGAAAACCCACCAUUUCACGAAAGCCUUCCUAUAUCAAAAGCUGGACAACAUUUAGGGGAUGAAAUAUGAAAGGGUUAAAAACAUUCCUCAGUCUUGCCAAAUCAAGGGAUGAGCAGUGUACACUGUUGCAUUGAUCUCAAGGGCCCAAGGAGCUUACGGUUUUACAAAACUCUUUCACUAUCCAGUACUGGAACAAUAUUACAAAGGUUCAGAAUUUUUCUGGUUUGCUUGGU